AUGCAGUCCCCUGGAAAGUCUCUGAAGGAAGCUCUGCUCUGUGCACAGAGUGAGGAGCGACUCACUGUUGGAGUUUACGAGAGUGCCAAAAUCAUGACUGAUGAUCCGGACAGCGUGUCUUUCUGCGUCCUGGCCGUGGAUGAGGAGUUUGAGUGUGACAUCGCUCUCCAGAUCCACUUCACCCUCAUCCAGUCCUUCUGCUUCGACAACGACAUCAGCAUCGUCAGAGUGAGCGACGUGCAGCGUCUGGCUGAGAUAGUUGGAGACAAGGCGGAGCAGCUUGAAGAUGCUCACUGCGUCCUCAUCACGAACCCAGCUGAAGGGUCUUGGGAGGAUCCCACUCUGGAGAAGCUGCACCUGUUCUGUGAGGAGAGCCGGCGUCUGAACGACUGGGUUCCUGAGAUCAGCCUGCCCGGCCGUUGA
Molecule: messenger RNA, 423 nt
Organism: Scomber japonicus (chub mackerel)
Lineage: Eukaryota; Metazoa; Chordata; Actinopteri; Scombriformes; Scombridae
Product: growth arrest and DNA damage-inducible protein GADD45 gamma-like
Exons: 3
Coding region: 1-423 (140 amino acids)
Biological process (GO): regulation of cell cycle
Cellular component (GO): cytoplasm; nucleus
Source: RefSeq, a predicted model, not a curated record